UUUUCCCCGCAGUUUUUCUAGAGAGCGGAAGGAAAGAGCGGCGUGCCUUGACGUCACCGGCCUGAGCCUUCAGAAGAGACAAGAAGGACAGUGGGGGGGCUGCCCAAACCGAGAGGAUGGUGACGGACGUGCAACGGGCUAUCUUUGCCAAUAUGCUUGGAGUCUCGCUGUUUCUCCUGGUCGUCCUUUAUCACUACGUGGCCGUCAACAAUCCGAAGAAGCAGGAGUGAGCAAAUGACCGGAGCAUCCCCUCCUUACCCCCAUCCCCAAAGAAUGCAGAGCCAUCAGCACAUGAAGGCCCAGAUGCU
Protobothrops mucrosquamatus (brown spotted pit viper) is the source of this 308-nucleotide messenger RNA. RefSeq names its product dolichyl-diphosphooligosaccharide--protein glycosyltransferase subunit 4-like. The coding region runs from base 117 to 230 and encodes 37 amino acids. Gene Ontology annotation, cellular component: oligosaccharyltransferase complex. The transcript has a single exon. Lineage: Eukaryota; Metazoa; Chordata; Lepidosauria; Squamata; Viperidae. The record is from RefSeq and is a predicted model, not a curated record.